Molecule: messenger RNA, 5949 nt
Organism: Silurus meridionalis
Lineage: Eukaryota; Metazoa; Chordata; Actinopteri; Siluriformes; Siluridae
Gene: nacad
Product: NAC alpha domain containing
Exons: 9
Coding region: 258-5831 (1857 amino acids)
Biological process (GO): protein targeting to membrane
Cellular component (GO): nascent polypeptide-associated complex; cytoplasm
Source: RefSeq, a predicted model, not a curated record
GAGAGAGAGAGAGAGAGAGAGAGAGACAGAGGGAGAGGGGUUGGGCUGAGGACUCGCUGCAUUCAGUGGGAGCACUGCAGCUUUCUCUCAGAUUCCACCCAUCCUUCUGCAGCCUCUCUCUCUCUCUCUCUUUCCCACACACAUAAACACACUCAGCAGCCAAGCAUCUCAGCAACAUACCCUGCACUCAUUUGCAGCCUCGUGAGCUCCUGUCCUCCAUUUCUAACAAGUGCGUCAGAGGCUGGGUAAGGACCAACAUGCCUGGGGAUACACAAGGCAUGCUGGACACGGAUGCAGAGCUACCAGAUUUGUCCAGGCAAACCUCAAGCUCAACAGCCUCAACUCCAACUGACAGUGCCUCCAGCCCAUCACCGAGCACUCCACCCAAGCUCUCUCCACAAUGCACCUCUCCCUUUGGACCUCGCUUAGUCAUGUCUAAACCAAACACUUCUACUCGACCUCAACCAGAGGGUGCUAGCUUUGAAUCAGAUAAGCGCACUGUAGGCCGGCUAACCGGGCGGUUUGGUAAAGGUGGAUGCAGAAGGGGGCCAGUAAAAAUGGAGAGGAUUAAAGUUCUAACUGGAUCUGAAGUGGAGAGCGACUACCAAGAACCUGAGUCCAUGGAUGCAAGGGUUGUUAUGGGACAAGAAGCAUUACUGAAAAACCUGGAGACACAGACUGGUGUGCCUCAGGAAAAAAAGACAAGCAAAGAAUCAGCCAGUUCAGAACCACCACACUCAGAUACCCUUCUGGUAGGGAGACAGAUGAUGGUAGAGGAAAAAAUUAAACUUGAUACUGGUCAAGAGAUUGAAAAACCAGACCAGAUCAAGACAGCCCCUGAGCAAGAGAAAAGUCUAGAUCAGCUACUUGAAUGCCCAAUUUUAGAAACCAAAUCAGCAGAUACUGGGCUAACCGAAAGCUGCACCUUUUUCCCAGAUGAUGAAGGAGACACAGUGUCACUAUCUCAGGGUGAAGUGCCUUCCUUGUCCUUCUCCGAGCCCUCCUAUCCAGUUGAUCCUCAACGCAUUGGUGUUCUUCCUGGACUUGACCCAGAUCGUUAUUACACAGCCCCGUCCACCCCGAUUAAGAUGGCCUAUUGUUCACAUCUUAAGCAACAAUGGCAACCAGGCAAUCCAAGCACAGGUCCGGGUUCACCAACAGAUGAGUCUGAUCUGUGCUCCCCUCCCACUUCUCCCUCCGGAUCCUACAUUACUGCUGAAGGUGGCAGUUGGACUUCCUCUUAUAAUUCUGGCACUUCUCACUCUUGUUCGCCUAAUCUAACCGCUGAAGCUGAAUUGCAGGAGGUCCCUGCCUGCUAUGUGGGCUCUCUUUCUGAGAUUGGGGAUGAGCUGGGAGAUGAAAGGGAGCACUGCCUCUGUAAACCUGUCAUGCCAGAGCUAGAUGAGAGUGAGGAACAUGUGGAGGAACAGAUAAAAAGAGAGAGUUGCAGGCCUCACUGGGUGACAGAGAAUGUUUCACCACACAGAAGCAGCAGUGGUAGAACCACAACCACAUCAGAACUUGAGGGAGGAGGAUCCGAGGUCACCUUAGUCAAGGCCGAAAUUCCAAGUGCCACUGACAUAUUACAGUCUUUAGAUGACACAGAACAGGGGCUAGAGAUGGACUUCAAUGACUGUAUCUCAGAGCACUUUGCCAGACACAAUGCCCCUCUAAGCCUUGAAGAGGAUUUUCCCUCAGAUUUGGCAUGUUCUUCUCCCUUCAGUCACCAGCAGGCAGCAGCUUCAACCACUUUUGAGACAGGCAGUCUAACCCCUGCCACUUGCUCAUCAGAGAUUUCAGACACUGAUAAUAACAGCCUGUAUAGUGAGAUGGGCUCUUCUGCUCUACUUUUCCAUGGGUGCUCCAGGGAUGAUGGACCUUUAGGAGAGGGGAUGAUUCCUGCAUCUAUGCUACCAGUUCAUGCCAGCUUAAUUUUUCAGGCAGAUUCAAUGGAAAUCACAUUAUUCCCUACAGAAGAUGAACCAGAAAAUGAUGUUGAUGCAUAUGCUGCUGGAGAGGAAGAGGGAGAUGUGGAUGAAUAUGAUGAUGAAGAUGAGGACAUAAAUGAUAACAGUGAUUUGGAGCAGCAUGUUGACGCCCUGAAGAUUGUAGCAAGGGGUGCUAAUGAUCCAAAUGAAGAGGAUACAUCGGCCUCCUUCCUAAAUUCACUUUCUGAGAUCUCAAUAAAUGAUGGUGUAGAUGAGUCAUUUGCUUAUCAGGAUGACACCCAGGAGUCAAUUGAUUCAACGUCUUGCAAUGGAGAUGAAGAUGAUCACCUGUACAGUACAGAGAGACAUGCCGAGCUUGCACAGCAAUUUCCUGCACAAGAAGACCUUGUGCAGUCAAUAAGCCAUGCACGACCAGAAUCCUCUGGAAGUGAGAGUGAAAUGGAGAUUUCCUCUGGAUCUUCUGGGCCAUUGAAUGUAUUAGUUCAAGAACAUAUUUCAGUGUGCACGGCGCAUGCUGAAGACUUAAGCACGACACGUACUGAAAACAUAAGCACACUUAAUUCAAAGGCAGAAUGUGCAAAGAAACUCGAUUCUUCAAGGGAUUCUUUAAUUGAAGAGAAUAAGCAGAUAAUGGAUCUGAAAAAUGAAGAAACAGACAACGCAUUCUGUGUGGAGGCUCAACAAAGUGUCCAUACAAAAAUUCAAAGCUCAGGAAAUCAAGCGAGCUCAGAAGAAAUAGCUAAAGUUUCAGAGACCUACAUUAAACCUAUACUUUGUGUGCUUGGUGCCACAGCAGCAGGCACAGACAAUAAGAUAAAUAUUCAAGAUGACAAAGAUCUAGAUCAGAAAAAUGGAAAUAACUCUGAAUUCAUUAUUACCUCACUCCAGCUUAAUGAGACAGCAACUAAUGAUCUCAACAAGGGAGUCCCUUUGUUGUCCUAUCCUAAAGAUGAUUGUAGCCCCACAAACAUACCAGUUUGUGCCUAUCCCGAACUGUCUGAAGUACCAGAUAACUUAACUCCGGCUGAUAUUUCCCCAACUGAACAGUCUCUUGACCAAGACAACCUGACCGAAAAUCAACCCAGCACAGAGGAUAUAGGAUGCGUUGGCUCUUUAAAUAUGUCCUCUUCUACUUACAGCAUUCUCGCCAUCUCACCAAAGAAGGAGAACUCCCGAAAUAGCAUAACAGAAAAGAGUGUUUCUGUUGAGGAUUGGGUGCCAGAAGAGCCCUUGUCUUUAGACACAUGCUGUAACUUUAGGCCUGAGAAUUUGCUUAUGUGUGAGAUAGCUGGAACGCUGCACAAUAAAGGGCUAUCUGUAGCUCCCAACCUUUCGGCUCAAGAUAACAUCAUGGGUGACCUUGAAGACAACAACAGCUAUUGUGACUUGCCAGAAAAGAUGGAAAAUAAUGAGGCUAGUAUGCUGGAGUCAAAUCUGUCCACUUGGAAAUCCAUUGAGGACCUUUCAGAGGCAGGAGGAGGUGAAGAUGAUGCAAACAACCUCCAGAGUCCAGACAAUAACGCACUUAUACAAUGCCAUCCAGGAAAAAAGCAGGAAACCACAUGGAACAACCAAGAAAAGAGCUGUUCGCCCAGUAUCCCAGGUGUACAAUCAAUGUGUAUACCUUUAAAUAUCCUUUCACCCAAUGAGAAAGAUGAAAAAGACCAAAUCACUGACACAGAGUUUAACAUACCUGGGGAACCUACAUCACAAAUGUUUAUAGACGGAUGUCCUGACAUUUUGCCUAAAGAGGAGCAAGUUCUUGAUUCAGCUCAAGAACACGAUGAAGAACUGAUUGCAGGUUCUACCAACUCUUACAAACAAAAUGAUCUCUGUGGGCCCCACUCAGCAAAUCAAAUAUCAGACAAACCGAGGGACACAAAAAUUCCAGAACCCUCAAAAAAAAUGUGCAUGGAAAAUACACAUUCGGUAGUAUUAGAGAACAAGGAUGUAUUUAAACUCGAAGGGGGCUCAUUUGGCAAAUUUGAACACAGAAGGAAAUCUUCUGACAAGUCUCCGAUACACAAGGAAACAGCUACCUGCUCUAAUAAAGGGGUUACAAGUGGCGUGGCAAAUCUAAAUACCAGACAAUUACAGUCUAACAUUACAAAAGGUGAAAAUCAGCCUAAUUCUGGUAGUCAAGUGGCUCACAAAGAAAUUGAACCAAAGACUGAAAGAAAGGGAUGUACUUCACUCAAAGAAGAGGAGGAUAAGAAAGAUGUGGAAAAAUGUCCUAAAGAGGCAGAAAAUGAAAUUGUCACAGAAAAAAGUUAUGUUUUAGAAGUGAGCAAACAGGUGACUAAAGUCUCACAGAAAUCAAAUAACUCUGAAUCAGAAAAAAUAGAACCGAAUACCACUAUUGUCAGCUCUGGUCCAGAAAACACUGACAACAGCAGAACAGUUGCUGCCCUGGAGAAAAAGGAAGACGUCAAAGACAGUACUCCGGAACCUCAACAACAAAUACACACAACUGAUGCUAGAAGAGAGAAAACCAAUCAUCAAACACCAGUACAAACUAUACUCCACCCUGCAGUCUCCAGCUCCAAUACUCUUAAGACAAACCCUAAUUUGGGAGAAUCACUGAGUUCUACUGACUCAAAUGUUCUUGGUGAUUCAGAUAAAAAAGAAGCACUUAAUCUUGGCCCCUCAGAAGGACUGGAAUCAGACAAAAGCACACAAGAUGCCAGUGAAAACGAGGUCAGGUCUACUUUUGUAGAAGAAAUUUUUAAACUCAGCAGACCUCCGGCUCCUUCCUCAUCCGCAAAUGUGCUGGAUGAGGACCUUCCUGCACCUAUACAAGAGUCCCAGGCUUCAUUUACCAGUUCUCAAAUACACAGUCUCCUCACUCAUACCAAAACAGCACUAAAUGAUGGACAUGCAUCACAGACCCCUCUUCGAGCGAUAAAUGUGGAACAGCCAGAUGUUGAGUCUGAGAAAGAAUCAUCGGUCUCACUUAGAAUACAGGAUACGCAUCAAAAUGUGAAUGAGCAGUCAGGCUUACAAUCAAAAACCUGCAGACAAGAGAAACCAGAAGCAGUAUGUAUGGAACACUGGCCAGAGUCACCUAAACGUACACAAACCCGCCCUACUCGAUGUAUAGGACACAGAGAGUGUAGUCCUGCUCACAGACAAUCAGACUUGAGCAAUGACAGAGAGAUAUUACCAUGUAUCACCUCUGCUUUAAAUAUCCCGGUGCAAGCACGGCAGACUCCACCUGAAAAGCACAUUGAUCACCAGGAUGGGAGUUCAAUCCACUACAGAACAACAGACUCAAAAGAAGAGGAUCUCUCCUUAAAAAAUACAAUGGGCUCAUGUAAUGAAACUGACAGUGAUGGAUCAAUUCCUGAGCUGGAAGAACCAAGCAGAAGCCUCUUAAAAACCUCAGACCCAGAAAUAUCACAUGCUACAAAUGAUGAGUCAGUGAGCAAAACUAAGCAGAGCCGAAGUGAGAAAAAAGCACGAAAGGCUAUGUCUAAGCUUGGCUUAAAACAGAUCCACGGAGUAACACGGAUCACUAUCCGGAAGUCCAAGAAUAUCCUGUUUGUUAUCACACGCCCAGAUGUCUUCAAAAGCCCUGCAUCAGAUAUCUACAUAGUCUUUGGGGAGGCUAAGAUUGAGGACCUGUCACAACAAGUUCACAAGGCUGCUGCGGAGAAAUUUAAGGUUCCCCUUGACCCAUCACCACUGACCCCUGACAUCAUGCCCAGCCUCACAAUAAAAGAGGAGAGCGAGGAAGAAGAGGAGGUGGAUGAGAGUGGACUGGAACAGAGAGAUAUAGAGCUGGUAAUGGCACAAGCUAACGUGGCUCGCGCUAAAGCUGUCCGCGCACUACGUCACAACAAGAACGAUAUUGUCAAUGCUAUUAUGGAGCUAACCAUGUGAUAGAAGAGGUCUUGCCUGCCCCAGCUUUUCUUCCUGGCAUUCCCAUCAACCUUUCCCAGUAAUGCUGCAACAUACCGUCAAUGCCCCUUACCUGCUAAAUAAACUCUAUAAAAACUGA